This is a messenger RNA of Penaeus chinensis, 580 nucleotides long. RefSeq lists its product as uncharacterized. The transcript has 2 exons. Gene Ontology annotation, cellular component: extracellular region. Bases 15 to 476 code for a protein of 153 amino acids. NCBI's taxonomy places the organism in Eukaryota, Metazoa, Arthropoda, Malacostraca, Decapoda, Penaeidae. Gene Ontology annotation, molecular function: peptidase inhibitor activity. The record is from RefSeq and is a predicted model, not a curated record.
ACCUCUUACCAACAAUGAAUAGCAUCAAAACCGUGAUUGUGUGUUGCCUCCUGGUGGCCGUUUCUGCUGGUGUAGACCGAAGUAGAAGAUCCAACAGAUUCCUUCCUGGAGGGUUGGCUGGGGUCCACGGAGGCGGUGUGUUUGGCGGCGGUAUCAAUGGUGGUGGAAUCCACGGUGGCAGUGCUAUUAUCGGUGGUGGAAUCUCCAAUAGUCCAAGUGAAUGCAGAUAUUGGUGCAAGACUCCGGAGGGUCAAGCCUACUGCUGCGAGACAGUGCAUGAACCAGAGACACCUGUUGGUACCAAGCCACUGGAUUGUCCACAAGUCCGUCCCACAUGCCCACGUUUCCAUGGCCCCCCCACUACCUGUUCCAACGACUACAAGUGUGCUGGCCUCGAUAAGUGUUGCUUCGACAGGUGUUUGGGAGAGCACGUGUGCAAACCUCCCUCAUUUUUCAAUAACCAUCUCCCAUUUUAAAUCUUGUUAUAUCUAAUGAAUAAUCAGCAGUCUUCCGGAUAACCAAAGACAAAUAAUUAAUUUGUAAAUGUAGAUUUUAAUAAAACUGUAUAUGUUUAUUUCUA